Paramecium sonneborni is the source of this 3166-nucleotide messenger RNA. Lineage: Eukaryota; Ciliophora; Oligohymenophorea; Peniculida; Parameciidae. The record is from the annotation of a GenBank genome assembly.
AUGUUUAUUACAAUUAUUGGACUUAAUCUUAAUGUGAUCAAAUAUUGGUAUAAUAUUCAUCACAAUCUAGAAAAGAGUUCUAAAUAACUUCCUUAUUGGGAUGUGAAAAAUAUAUUUUAAUAUAAAAUAUUCAUAAUCAAUUUUAAUUUAAUUAAUCAACUCUAAAAUAACUAGUAUAUAUUGUUUUAAUAAAAUCAUACAAUAAUCCUUUAUUAGUAGGGCAAAUUAGCAGUCUUCUAGUAUGAUCAUAAAAUAUAACUCAAUUCCUUAUUAUAAUUUAAUGCUGAUAGUGAAUUAUUUUCAUUGAAUUAAGUUAUUAAAGUUUAUCAAGUUUAAAAUCCAUCUUUAUAAAUCAACUUAAUAAACCUCUAAGUUACAAAUAACAGUUUCACAUUUUCUAUUAUGUGUUUUAGUUAAGAAAUGUUUGAGAAAUAUAAUCUUUACAUUUUGCCUAAGGAUAAUACAAAUAUUUAUGUAAUGUUUAAUUAGGAAUUUCCAUAGUAUUAAUAUACAACUGGGACAAAUAUUAGUGGAAAUUUUUUCAGUUAUUCAGGAAAAUUAUUACAAUAUUCAUAAAAUAAUGAUACUAGUUAUUUUUUUUUCCAUAACACUACUUAUUAUUAAAUUGGUUAGAUUUAGUAAAACUUUAAUUUAGUCUCAUAAUUGUAAAUAAUUUAGAACAUUAAUGAAACUUACUUUUUUUUAUAGGAUAUAAUUAUAUAUCACUAUCUAUUUUCAAUUACCCUUACUAUUAUAAAAAUCCUUAUCUUUAGAAUAAUACACCCUAGCAUAUUCCAAUUUCUGUAAAUGCAAAUUUAAUUUAGACUGCUUAUAGCAUUUAUCCUGAAAUUAUAAUAAUAGGUUUAAGUGAUAAUCAGACAAUCUAUUUAAUUUAAUACUAGUAUGUUAAUAGAAUGAUUGCUAGUUCGAUAAAUAAAACUUUUGAAUCAGAGAUCUUAGAGUUUAUAGUAACUUAUAAUAAUUUAAUAAUUCUAUUUAUAAAUCAAGAAAUUUAAAUAAUGUCUUUGGAUUUUUAAAAAUGUUUUACCUUAAAUUAAGACUAUAUAAAUAAAUUCUUUAUCAAUAAAACCAUUUAUUUCAAUCCCAAACAGCUUAUUAUGAAUACACAAUUAUUAUCCUCUUUUUUAUAUAUCAAUAAUGUUUAAGAAGUAAUAAUAAUUUCAAUACAAUAAAAUAAUAUACCAAUUCGAAUAGAAUUGAUUCAAGUGAAUUUCAGAAUUAAAUAAAUCAAUUUAGUUAAUUAAUAAUUGAUUUUAUCACAUAUUUGUUGGAAUGAUUAGGCUAUUUGUUUUCAAGUUUUAAAUGUUUAAAAUUUACCAAACUACUGUUAUGUAAAGAAUCUAUCAGAAGUUGAAAAUAAUGAUAAAACAAUUAUAACAUCAGAUAAUUUAUUCUUGUAUAUUACUUUUGCUAAUAAUACAGUUUAUAUUUAUAAUCCUUCAUUGCCUUAGCAUAUGAGUUUAUAUUAUUAGCUAAAAUUAAAUUCAACAAUUUUAUGCACACUUGCUAUUUAGUAUUAGAAAUCAUUCUUUUUUGAUAAUUCAAUCAUAUUUUAUUAAAAUGCUUUCUAUUAACUUGAAUAAAUUUAAAGUAUUAAUAUAUAAAUUAAUGACUUUGAUUAAAGCUUUAACCAUACUUUACCAAAAAUUAUUUAUAAUUAUACAGUAAUUUCUGCAUUAAAUAAUUCAGCCUUAUAACAAACUCCUAAUUAAAGUAUUAUUUCCUUAUCACAUUUUAUGAUAUUUUAGCACAAUAAAACAAUUAUCAUAAACUUAACCUUGAAUGAUUAAAAUAAUCGAAAUAAUUAUUUAUCAUAUCCUAUAAGCCUAAUUGCUGAUAGAUAAUACAACUCAUGCCAAUUGCAUGAUUUGUCUCAUUUUUAAAUUAAAGAUAUUUUUAAAAUUGAUAAAUUGUUAACUAAAGGUUGCUGGAUUACUGCAUACAAAUAUUCUGUAAAUGAAAGCCAAAGUAUAAUCAUCAACAUAAACUAAACUUCACUCAUUGUCUUGCUUCCACAUCAGAUAAUUAAAAUUUAUAUUCAAUUUGUCAAAAUAAUACUACAUAGUAUUUGAUAAACUUGACUUUAAAUUCUUCAGGUUAUAUAGUCAAAAAUACAAUUACAAAAAUUCCCUUACUAUUUUCAAAUAUCUUUAAAAUGAAGGGCAUUAUAAAUCAAAUUUUUAUCUUAGGGAAUUUAAAAAAAUAAAGUUAAUUUUUGUAUUGGUUUAACUAAUCUAAUAACAGUUUCAUACAGUUAACUUAAAAAUUUAGCUAUCAAUCUGAUGAUUUAUUUUAUUGUUAAGAUUUUUCUGCUGGCUUUCUUAAUAAUUUUGGAUAAAUAAACAGGAUUAUUAUUUUUUAAACCAUUAUGAAUCAACUCUUUUAUCAAAUAAUGGAAAUUGAAGAGGAAAAUAUCAGUAUAUAGCCACUUGUUUAUGUGAUAAUACAUUAUUGCAAUUUUUAAUAUAGCUGCUAUGUAAUGGAUUAAUUUAAAUACAUUCUAAUUAUAAGAAAUACCUAUGAAAAUGUAAUAAUACUUUUGACUGAUAAAUCAAAUUAUAGUUACUUAAUCAGAGUCAUAAUAAAUUCUUAAAAGAUUUAGUAUUCUAAUAAUCUAGCUACUGUUCUAAAAAUAAUUCCGAAUAUAUUGGAUUUUUAUUCUACUGGCAAUUCUAUUUAUUUUGAAGGUACACUGAUGCAAUAAUUUAGAUAUAAAAAUCAAUCUAAUUAUAACAUAGGAAUAUAUUACUUAGGCAAUUUAGAAAGUUUAAAUAUAGAGGAACCUAUUUUGAUGUAAGGCUCAUUUUAUUAAACUAAUUCUUAAUAUGCUAUGAUUGUAAAUCAAAAAUAUCAGAAUGAAAUUUCCCUCUAUAUAUCAUCAGGAAAAGCAUAAUUUCACUUGUUUAGUACUUAAAAUAUUACCUGUAAUUUGCACAGAAAAACAAAAUCAAUUAAUGUCACUUUAACUUGUGAGAAUUGGAUAUAUUAAAGGAAUUAUACAAUUAUUUUUAAUUUAGUAGCAGCACCCUCUAAAAAUAUUGGAUGGAUUAUUGGCCUUCUUAUAAUAAUUUCUUUGCUUUUAUUUUAUUUUUGCUAUAAAGUUAAACACAAGACCCAAGGUAUUAAUGUUGAGAUUGAAUUAUGA